AUGAUUCCCUGCAGAGCGGUGCUGACUUUUGCGCGAUGUUUGAUCCGGAGAAAAAUCGUCACACUGGACAGUCUAGAAGAUUCCAAACUCUGCCGCUGCUUAACCACCAUGGACCUCAUCGCGCUGGGGGUUGGAAGCACUCUCGGCGCUGGGGUUUAUGUCUUGGCUGGGGAAGUCGCCAAAGCAGAUUCUGGCCCCAGUAUCGUGGUGUCCUUUCUCAUCGCCGCCCUGGCCUCGGUGAUGGCAGGCCUUUGCUAUGCUGAAUUUGGGGCCCGAGUUCCCAAGACUGGAUCUGCUUAUCUAUACACUUAUGUAACGGUUGGAGAACUGUGGGCCUUCAUCACUGGCUGGAAUCUCAUUCUGUCAUAUGUCAUAGGUACAUCCAGUGUCGCAAGAGCGUGGAGUGGCACUUUUGAUGAACUUCUUAACAAGCAGAUUGGUCAGUUUUUCAAGACAUACUUCAAAAUGAAUUACACCGGCCUGGCAGAGUAUCCAGACUUUUUUGCUGUGUGCCUUAUAUUACUUUUGGCAGGACUGUUAUCUUUUGGAGUAAAAGAGUCUGCUUGGGUGAAUAAAUUCUUCACAGCUAUUAAUAUUCUGGUCCUCCUCUUUGUAAUGGUGGCUGGGUUUGUGAAAGGAAAUGUGGCUAACUGGAAGAUCAGUGAAGAGUUUCUCAAAAAUAUAUCAGCAGGUGCCAGAGAACCACCUUCUGAAAAUGGAACAAGCAUCUAUGGGGCUGGUGGCUUUAUGCCCUAUGGCUUCACAGGAACUUUGGCUGGUGCUGCGACUUGCUUUUAUGCCUUUGUGGGCUUUGACUGCAUUGCAACAACUGGUGAAGAGGUCCGGAACCCCCAAAAAGCUAUCCCCAUUGGAAUAGUGACUUCCCUACUGGUUUGCUUUAUGGCCUAUUUUGGGGUUUCUGCAGCUUUAACGCUUAUGAUGCCUUACUACCUCCUGGAUGAGAAAAGCCCACUUCCUGUAGCAUUUGAAUACGUUGGAUGGGGUCCUGCCAAAUAUGUUGUUGCUGCAGGAUCCCUCUGCGCCUUGUCAACAAGUCUUCUUGGAUCCAUUUUCCCAAUGCCUCGUGUAAUCUAUGCUAUGGCGGAGGAUGGGUUGCUUUUCAAAUGUCUAGCUCAAAUCAAUUCCAAAACGAAGACACCAAUAAUUGCUACUUUGUCAUCGGGUGCUGUGGCAGCUGUGAUGGCUUUCCUUUUUGACUUGAAGGCUCUUGUGGACAUGAUGUCCAUCGGUACCCUCAUGGCCUACUCUCUGGUUGCAGCCUGUGUGCUCAUCCUCAGGUACCAACCUGGCUUGUGUUAUGAGCAGCCCAAAUACAUCCCUGAGAAGGAAAUUCUGGAAUCCUGUACCAGUGCGACUUCGAAAAGCGAGUCCCAGGUCACCAUGCUACAAGGACGGGGCUUCAGCCUCCGGAACCUCUUCAACCCCUCUGCUCUGCCCACACGACAGUCGGCUUCCCUUGUGAGCUUUCUGGUGGGAUUCCUGGCCUUUCUCAUCUUGGGCAUGAGCAUUCUAACCACGUAUGGAGUCCAGGCCAUUGCCAGACUGGAAGCCUGGAGCCUGGCUCUUCUUACCCUGUUUCUUAUCCUCUGCACUGCCGUCAUUCUGACCAUUUGGAGACAGCCACAGAAUCAGCAAAAAGUAGCCUUCAUGGUCCCAUUCUUACCCUUUCUGCCAGCCUUCAGCAUCCUGGUCAACAUUUACUUGAUGGUCCAGUUAAGUGCGGACACUUGGGUCAGAUUCAGCAUCUGGAUGGGGCUUGGCUUCCUGAUUUACUUCGCUUAUGGCAUUAGACACAGCUUGGAGGGGAACCCCAGGGAUGAAGAUGAUGAUGAAGAUGUCUAUGCAGAUGACAUCAGUGCAGCAAUAGAAGAGAAAUCCGCCAUGCAAGCAAAGGACCAUCACCAAAGAAGCUUCAGUUUACCUUUCAUAUUCCAUGAAAAGACAAGCGAAUGCUGA
Molecule: messenger RNA, 1977 nt
Organism: Cricetulus griseus (Chinese hamster)
Lineage: Eukaryota; Metazoa; Chordata; Mammalia; Rodentia; Cricetidae
Source: RefSeq, a predicted model, not a curated record